AUGCUUCUCACAACUAUCGUUUUCACUACCUUCACCGCACUUGGCGUUACCGCAGCUGGUGCACCUCAAUACGAUUACCAGAUCCAAGAGCCCAAUGAUGAGUUGUACAACACCCUUCCCGUCGGUAUCUUCGAAUCCGAAUCAUACACCGAUGACGAGGCCGAACCCUAUAUCUACGAAGAUUCUCCGGCAUACAAGUAUGUUGACGAGGUCCGUCCUGAACAUGAAUUGGUUGAUAUGAUGGCUGAACAUCACGAGGUCAAGCUAAUCAGCCGAUGUCGAAACUGGGGCGGUGUAGCCUGGAUGGAAGGCUACGAUGGAGCUCACUGUCAAUCUUCUGGUGUCAACUGCGGUAUCGUCGAGUUCACUCUUACCAAUAGUGAAGGUAAAGGUAUGCAAAACAGUGCGGAUUACUCUUUACUUGACGGUCCAGGUCUUGGCAAUCAUAAAUUCCACUAUAAGAUGAACUUCCACUUCACCGGUUCAUGUACUAAAGGUCCCGGUGGUCCAUGUACCGGUAACUCUCCUCAAAAGUGUCCUGGAGCUUACCUCGGUGAUCAGACUGAAGGUGGUGCUCCCACUCAAUGUCUCUCUGAUAACACUGGAAUCACCAUCACCUUCUGCUAA
Kwoniella botswanensis is the source of this 627-nucleotide messenger RNA. RefSeq lists its product as uncharacterized. Bases 1 to 627 code for a protein of 208 amino acids. The record is from RefSeq and is a predicted model, not a curated record. Lineage: Eukaryota; Fungi; Basidiomycota; Tremellomycetes; Tremellales; Cryptococcaceae. The transcript has 5 exons.